Bactrocera oleae (olive fruit fly) is the source of this 1486-nucleotide messenger RNA. Its product is annotated as protein KTI12 homolog. The record is from RefSeq and is a predicted model, not a curated record. Gene Ontology annotation, biological process: tRNA wobble uridine modification. NCBI's taxonomy places the organism in Eukaryota, Metazoa, Arthropoda, Insecta, Diptera, Tephritidae.
AAACGUUUACCUUUACAUUUACAAUUUACUUUAUAUAGGUAAUAUCUUGCACAUUUGUAUAAAUACGGCGCCUAUAAAAAGUGUUAAGACACUACGCCCUUGCUUUCAUUAUCAGCUGUUCAGUUUCCACACGCAUGUAAACAAUUGCGAACUCACCACGACUGGAAAACGCGGUGCAGGUUUUCCUCUUAUUUUUAAUAAAUUUGCUAUUUAUUAGUGCAUAAAUAUAAAGUUAGUUAAUUUAUUUAAAUACGCUUAACUAUGCCUAUGAUAGUCAUAUCCGGUUUACCGUCCAGUGGUAAAACAACUCGUGCAAAAGACCUGCAGAAAUACUUUUCUGAUAAAGGAAAGAAGGUGCACUUCAUCUCGGAGAAUAUCUCUAUAGCUAAUGCAGGUUUUGCGAAAAAUGAUUAUUUCGCUGAUUCACAAAAGGAGAAACAAGUGCGUAGCGAUAUCAAGUCAGAAGCGCUACGACUACUUAAUAAAGACGACGUAGUCAUUGUGGAUGCGGGCAAUUACAUUAAAGGCUAUCGCUACGAGUUGUUCUGCGCGACAAAGGCUGCACGCAGUACGCAAUGCACACUCUUCUGCGGCAUACAAGAGGCACGCGCCUGGGAGUUCAAUCAGCAACGAACAGGUGAAGAUGUGGUGCCAAGUGCGUCGAACAAUACAACAGAUAACUCUAAUGUGCCAUAUACGCGCGAGAUAUUCGAUGCGCUCUGUAUGCGCUUCGAAGAGCCACACGGCAAUUGUCGUUGGGAUAGUCCACUAUUUGUAGUGUUCCCAGACGAUACACUUGAAUUUGAAGCCAUCUAUGGUGCGCUGUAUGAAUCAAAACCAUUACCGCCGAAUCAAAGCACGCAGAAUCCGCCACUAAGUGCUACGAAUUAUCUCUUUGAGCUGGAUAAGUUAACGCAACAAAUUAUAGCGGACGUGUUGGCUGCGCGCAAAAUCGGCAAUACAGGUCCCGUGCCGGUCAAAGGUAGUCUGGUAAAAGUGGAAGUGCCAGCGGGUGUAAACGCUAUACAGCUUAAUCGUUUGCGUAGACAAUUUCUUAACUAUACCAAAUUGCACCAUGCCACCACAAGCACUUUAGAUAAAGUGCCGCAAUUGUUCGUGCAAUUCCUCAAUUCUAAUUGUAAUGAAUAGCGUAUGAUUUAAACAAAUUAGAAAAUCGAAAAUUUGAUUUAUGUAUACGGAGUGACAUUUAGUAAUUGACAGCGUGGCUAUGCAUAAUUUUGGUGAUGUUUAACUCAGUUGUCUCCAGUUUGACAAACAAACUUUGCAAAUAAAACAAACAAUUUAUUUUUUGCUAUGCCGAAAUAUUUUCAACAACUGUUCCAUUUAUUUUUAACGUUAUAAGUAUUUUUUUGUUUUUGAUUUAUACAAAGUUGUCUUAAUACAGGCGUUUUAUCUAAUUUAUUACUACCGUUGUUGGAUGCAAAAUUAAUUACAAAUAAAACGUUUUCCAUUUAACUUUAUCAAA